This is a messenger RNA of Cyprinodon tularosa, 1787 nucleotides long. RefSeq lists its product as uncharacterized. The record is from RefSeq and is a predicted model, not a curated record. NCBI's taxonomy places the organism in Eukaryota, Metazoa, Chordata, Actinopteri, Cyprinodontiformes, Cyprinodontidae. The coding region runs from base 25 to 1224 and encodes 399 amino acids. The transcript has 2 exons.
ACAGUGUGUGUGCAUUUUGGGGUUAUGGCUGAUUCUGACAUUUUUGAUGGGGAGGAUAGCGAUCUUGCAGCUCGUCCAUACGAAUUUGGUUUGGGGAGAGGGUUACUUUACAAAUCAUUAGAAUCAAGAGCACCAGGGCGUGGAUCUACAAUUUUGAACACCCCACAAUUAGCUUCGACUCGUUUUUCAGACCAACAUAUGCCGGGUCAGGCUGGGCAGGUUACACCAGAUUUGGGUUCGCUUAUUACCCAGCUAGCUGAAAAACUGGGUGACUCUAUUAGAGCUCAACUCUCACCUGGUGAGCAUGCACAAGGUGCGGGGGCUUCUGACCUGACGUAUCAGGUGUCUUCUCCCAAUGUUAGUCUUGUUAUGCACUCUGAUGCUAAGGAGCCCCCAAUAUUUCGAGGUGAUGGCUCAGAUAAGUUCACAGUACAUGAAUGGGAGAGUCUCAUGUCUAUGUACUUAAAAAGGAGAGCUGUUCCUGUCCAUGAACAAUCCCAAGAGAUUAUGGCGAGGCUGAUGGGCAAAGCAGGUGAUGUUGUGAGAAUUACACUCCGCAACAACAAAUCUAUCAAUCAUGUCACAUGUCCUAACUUAGUCUUUGACAUCUUGAAACAGCACUUUAGUGAACUCACUUACUCCAACAUGCCUCUAGCUGAUUUCUAUAAUACGCUGCCAAUGCCUAGGGAGGAUGCAAUGGAAUACUGGAUAAGAUUAAAUAGAAUGAUGGAUGUGGCAGAUGAAUGCUUAAAGAGGCAGGGUCGAGGGAUUGAUGACCCACAGCAUGAAGUGAGCAUGAUGUUUAUUAAACAUUGUCCUGACAGAGCUCUUGCGAGUGUCUUCAAGUUUAAGUCUGCAGAGAAGUGGACAGCAAGCGAGAUUCAGGAAAGGUUAGAUGAACACAUGAUGGAAAGGAAAUCUCAGAGUACUAUGCACACUCAGCAGCCCAAAGAAAUUCCGAGAGUGGUUAAAGGUUAUUCUCAUUGUCAUGCACAUAAGACUGACAGUCCUUCUGUUUCAGAAACUUCAGGACGGACUGCUCAGUGUGGGAUACCUACACCAGCUACACCACUGACUACUGGGGUAGAUAAUGACUGUUUGCGGAGCUUGGUGAGCUUAUUGGACAGAAAGCGCUCUGUAACGACGUCAGCGGUGCUUCAUGCUCAGUUGGCGCUAGGCUGCCUAAGAGGAGGUAGGAAACUUUUACUGCUUGUAGUUUUAUAAAAAUGUUCUAUGAAAACAUGUAAAUGUAAUUACAUGCAGUUGUUAAACGUUGCCUUUACUGAAAAACACUCAGAUGACAUAUUUGUUUCUCAAUAUGUGUCUGUAUUUAUUGGUCAGAGCAAGUAUUUUCCUGCUACAGCUACGGGGUUUCCCCAUGUGCUCUUCUCAAACAGGGGAUGCUGACCUGUGUAUGUGUUGAAGCUGCAUGUUACUGAGCGUUUUGUUUCUGUCUGUGCAGGUAUGUACAUCUAGUUCUUAGCAUCAUUGUUUAAGCUGGUUGCAUUAAUAAUAUAUGUUGGAUUUAAUUAAUUAUUAUAACAGAUUUAUUGUUUUCUGUAAGAAUUGUUACUUUUUUCCAUGUUUAAUGUUUUAUUAUUUUUCUUGGUAGUAAAAAAUUUUUUUUGAUUGAAUUGUUUUGCAUUGCUCCGUUGAGUUGGCGCUAGGCUGCCUAAGAGGAGGGGAUGCUGACCUGUGUAUGUGUUGAAGCUGCAUGUUACUGAGCGUUUUGUUUCUGUCUGUGCAGAAUCCGGCUGGAUAACUGUAUUAAAGAGCAACUGGCUAUA